Closterium sp. Yama58-4 is the source of this 588-nucleotide messenger RNA. Lineage: Eukaryota; Viridiplantae; Streptophyta; Zygnematophyceae; Desmidiales; Closteriaceae. The record is from the annotation of a GenBank genome assembly.
AUGCUAGCAGCCUUCCACGCGUUCCCCUUCCACCCCAUGGCGCUCAACCAUCUCGCCAACCACGCCUUCCUCGCCGGCCCCUCCCUGCACGGCCUCGUUGACCACUUGCUGCGCUCGCCCUCGCCAGCACAGAAGCCUCUCUUCCCCGUGCCGAGGCCUACUACUGCCUCGCGCGCACCUACCACGCGCAGUGGACCCCUGGCCGCGCUCGCCCUCGCCAGCACAGAAGCUUCUCUGCCCCGUGCUGAAGCCUACUAUUGCCUCGCUUGCACCUACCAUGCGCAGGUGGGUUCUGCUUCCCUGUGCCAUCACCAUGCGCAGAUUUGCACCAUGGGAGACAGGAAGAAAGCUUUUGCGUAUUACAAGGCGGCCACAGAGACAGUGCAGCCGGGGGAGUUCGCUCUGCCCUACUACGGGCUGGGGCAGAUUCAGCUGAGUCUGGGAGAUGCCAAGGCAGCACUGGGCACGCUGGAGAAGGUGCUGGCCGUGCACCCCACCAACAGCGAUGCUCUCAAGGUGAGAGAAGGGAAGGGAGGGAAGGGGGGAACAGCGAGUUGGGGUGCAUGGGUGAUGGUAACCCGCCAAUAG